Molecule: messenger RNA, 1509 nt
Organism: Caenorhabditis remanei
Lineage: Eukaryota; Metazoa; Nematoda; Chromadorea; Rhabditida; Rhabditidae
Exons: 9
Coding region: 1-1509 (502 amino acids)
Biological process (GO): transmembrane transport
Cellular component (GO): lysosomal membrane
Molecular function (GO): transmembrane transporter activity
Source: RefSeq, a predicted model, not a curated record
AUGGGCAUUUUCCCGUCGGAUUCCGAUAUCUCCCUGCCAUCAAAGGAUUCUGGGAUCUCUUUGGAUAGCAUCCGUUCCCCCCUCCACGAGAGAUCUACAGAAUGGCGUGCAAUGUGGAUUUCAAUCGGAAUGCAAUUUGUAGUUGGUGUUCAGAUAUCUGUAUACUACAUGUCUAUGUGGCCCUACCUGUCCGGGCUAGAUAAGACCGCUGAUAUGGAUUUUUUGGGAUGGGUUGUGGCGGCAUGCAAUAUUGGAUGUACUAUUUCGAAUCCCCUCUACGGACUAUGGAACCAAAAAACAAUGUCCUGCAAAUGGCCAACUAUAACUGGAUUCCUUAUCGCUGCAGUCGGUCAAGUCAUGUAUGGGGCCAUUAGUGAAGUACAGCAACACGGGAAAUGGUAUAUGUUGGCGGCACGUGUUGUGACUGGAUUGGGAGUUGGAAAUUUGGCGGCGUUGAGAGCUUAUGGAGCAACUGCGUCGACUCCAAAGGAUAGACUGAAAGCGAUAUCCUAUGGCACGGCUGGAUAUGUUUUUGGAAUUUCGUUUGGACCUGCUAUUUCGGCUUUCUUCACUCCCCUCGGAGAGACUGGCUUCAACAUUUGGAUUCUUAAAAUCGAUAUGUACACCACUGUAGCCUAUCUGAUGGCUUUCGUUUGUGUCCUUGCGUCAGUGCUCAUGUUGAUUUUCUUCCAAGAGGAUUACGCAGGAAUUAUUGAUAAAAAUCAGGAUGGUGAUGAGAAAUACCAAAACUACGUUGUCGUCCCGAAAUACGACUUGGUUCCAGCACUCAUCUGUAUUUAUUUGUAUAUGAUUGUCAGUAUGAUCGCCACGAAUAUUGAAGUAAUGUCGACGCCUCUAACUACCGUACUCUAUGACUGGAAGGAUUCCCAAGCGAUUUUUUACAAUGGAAUCAUUGAGUCGAUUACUUGUAUUGUAUCGGUGUUGAUUAACUUUGGAAUCGGAAAAUCGAGAAUUGGAAAGAUUGACAAAAGACUCCAAAUCCUCUUCGGACUGGGUGUAUUCGUCGCCUUCCACUUGGUCAACUACCCAUGGUGGUUCUAUUCCGGACCAUUGAACUUCUUGCCUCCAGGCUCCAACACGACCAUCGUCGGAGGCUGCCUUGACACCUACACCUGGUGCAGCUCAACGACUCGUGUCCCAAUGGCUCUCUACAUUUUCGCAUUCGUCUUCUUCUUUGGAAUCGCCUUCCCAUUCGUUGAGUCCCCUGCAGCCGCGCUUUAUUCAGAAGUCUUGGGUCCUAGGAAGCAAGGAAUGAUGCAAGGAUUAUUCAGUUUUGGUGGAAGUGUCACACCGUUUGUAGCCUCCAUUAUUAUCACAUUCCUAUUCCAACACACCGGCUACAAGUACGUCAUCAUUCUCCAAUCAUCCACAAUCUUCAUUGCAUUCGUCCUGAUGCUUGUAUUCUACAAACGAAUGGUCCCAUUGAAAUUGAAACCGAAGAAUGGAGAAUCCGCCGCUUACAAGAAUGGAGUAUUUUAUUCCAUGUAA